This is a messenger RNA of Oryza sativa Japonica Group (Japanese rice), 2953 nucleotides long. RefSeq names its product disease resistance protein RGA2. The record is from RefSeq and is a predicted model, not a curated record. NCBI's taxonomy places the organism in Eukaryota, Viridiplantae, Streptophyta, Magnoliopsida, Poales, Poaceae.
UGUCUUGGGAUGAAAAUAUUACUACUUUUUCCAACAAACUUGGUCAAACUUAAAAUAGUUUGACUUUGACCAAAGUCAAAACGUCUUAUAACUUGAAACGGAGGGAGUAUUUUUUUUGGCAAGAAUGACUAGGCCUAAAAUUUGUAUAGCUUUCAAAGUGAUGCCAGAUAAUUUUGUAGCACCAAUUUCUUAGGUCUCUCACCAAAUAGGUGUAAUUUAUUUUGGCAAUGUUAAUUAUUUCGCAUGGUUGAGCUGAGGUUUCAAACAGGCCAAGACCUAAAUGCCUAUUUUUGUUCAUUCUUCGGGAAAUUCACUCCCCACAGAAACAGUUGAUAGAUGAAGUUCUAUAAAAUAUCAACUAUGUGUGGCAUUGUGACAAAAAAAUAGAAAAUAGUAAUGUACUACUAAAUAUUUAAGUUAAACAGUAUGCCAAUCAUGAGAUAUCCUAUGUCUGCCUAGGAAAAUCACUUGCUCUGCCAGGCUAGUUUGUCAGGACAUCCAGAUGUUUUUUUUUAAGAUUCUUCUAAAUAGUUGCUCCGAGGGCCAAAAUAUCACAAAUAGAAGCCAACAAUUUUGACGGACCUGACAAAGAUGACUACCAAUUUAAGCAAACAAUCUUCCCUGAAAUUUCAGUCACACACAACAGCUAAAUUUGAUCUCUCAUCUCUCUGUUAAAUUUCGAGGUUUGGAUAUGGAGCAUGUCGUAUCAGCAGUAACCGGUGAACUGGUCACCCGGUUCAUCUCCUACCUCAUGAGCAAGUACUCAAGAAGACAUGAAAUCUCAGAGGAGAAGCAGCUGAAAAGACUGCAGCAGCUUCUCCUACGAGUUUCCAUGGUUGUCGAGGAGGCAGAUGGGCGAUACAUCACCAACUCCGGGAUGCUGAUGCAGCUGAAGGCACUUGCUGAUGCCAUGUACAGAGGCCACCAUGUCCUGGACAUGUUCAGGUGCAGGACCCUAAUUCAGGAGGAUCCCAUCAAGGAGGUUAGCAACCCAUUUCCUCCCCUCAAACGUUUUUGCAAAAUUGUUGAUGCUUCUGGAAAGGACAAGGCCAGGCACCUUGAGUUGCACAGAACUUUGGAAAUAUUAGAAACUGCUGUUGAUCACAUGGCAGAAUUUGUUGUUCUUUUGGGUGGAUGCGAUCGGAUGUCAAGGAGACCAUAUGAUACCUAUCUUUACAUAGAUAACUUCAUGUUUGGCCGUCAUUCUGAAAAGCAGAGGCUCCUGAAUUUCCUAUUGGAAUACAACCCUCCUGGUGUGCAGCCUGCUGUUCUUCCAAUCAUUGGUGCUCUUGGAGUUGGGAAGAAAACUCUGGUUGCGCAUGUAUGCGCCGACGAGAGGGUUCAAUCACAGUUUUCUUCCAUUUUGCAUUUGAAUGAAGGUGAUCUUUUGGGAAUAGCACACAAUCAUACUCUCUUGGCAGGGAACAUUUUGAUGGUUGUGGAGUUUGUUUCAGAUGUGAAUGAGAUGAAUUGGGAGGAAUUCUAUAAAUCCGUGGCACAAAUGAAUGAGGGAAGCAAGGUGGUAACCAUAAGCAGACUUAGAAAAUCAGAGAAACUUGGAACUGUAAAGCCAAUGUUUCUUAACAACCAUUCAGAUGAAGAAUUGAGCUACCUCUUCAAAAUGCUCGCAUUUGGAAGUGCGAACCCUAAGGACCAUCCACGAUUAGUACAAAUAUCUGAAGAAAAUUGCCAUGCAGAUGCAGUUCAAGGGACACUUGCCGCAGCAAAUGCUACUGCAGAUGCAUUGAGAGGGAAUUUGGAUGUCAAUUUCUGGCUUGGCAGAUUAAAAAUGUGCAUUACACUGACUGAAAAAAAAAAUCUCCUUGUAUGGUCAGAAUCCAAAGCUACUACUUGAACAAGGUCGUCGCAUAGACAUAGCAAGCUUUGCUUUCUCUCCAACUGCUCCAUUGCACAUCAUUCCUUGUACUAAUUUCAGUAGUGCAUCUAAAGUUGGUCUUCAACUUGGUCCUGAUCUGCGCCAGCAAGAUGGAUAGGCGAAUCUUUGCCUCCGUUUACUCAUUGGUGACCGGCGAAUGGGGUGAUGCCAUUUUCACAGGGCCUGUAUCCACCAUCUACCAUUUUGGUUCACCUGCCAUACUUGUUGGCAAUGCCCUCUAUUGGUUGCUAUCUGUGUCCGGGCAUCACAUUCUUGAGUUCAAUCUCGAAACGUUGACCCUAGCUGUGACCGAUGGCAAUUGGCCAGAGACGAAUUUUUCUAGCGAUUGCCGCUAUUGUAUCAUGCGUAGGGAGGAUGAUAAUGUCAGCCUUGCCAUUCUGUCGUACAGCGGAUUCCAAAUGUGGGAGAGGAAGGUCACUCUUGGAGGUGCCGCGAAAUGGGUGCUACGGAAGACUGUCAAGCUGCAUGGCAUUCUUGGGCUGAGUUCUGCUGUGCAGAGAGAGAAAAUAGAUAUUGUGGGAUAUGCUGAGGAUCUUAAUGCGUUUAUUUUAGUGGUGGAUAUGGCUUUCUACAUGGUCCAAGUUGACUCAAUGCAGUUCAAGAAACUCUUUGAUUGCAAUGUCAUCACCUGCUGUCAUCCCUUCACAAGUUUCUACACUGCAGUCAUUGGAGCAAACGAGUGAGCACUGAGCACUCAAGCUGGAUUGGAUUGUUGAAGAGCCGUGGGCGAAGAUUUUUGUUAUUGUUAUCAUUGCUUCCAGACAGUGCUGGUGCCCAUGGACAUGAUCCCACAAGGAGUCCAGAAUUCGAUGAAAAAUAUAUACAUCGAUGCUGCAUUUGAAGGCAUUGGAGCAGAAGACAAGCUAAGGUUGGAUUGUUGAAGAACCGUGGACUAAGACCCCUUUUUUUUUCUUUUUUUGCUUGCGGAUUGUGCUGGUACCAGGGUUUACCUUACCGAGCGGUUACCGGGCUUACCGCGAGGUACGGUAAUAUAAAUACCGCGGUAACCUCCUUAAAUUCAAAUAAAUUUAAAAAAUAAUUUGAAUUUUUGAUAAA